ACGGAGCCUCACUUCCGGUCCUUCCCCCACAGAGCGAUGGCCGCCCACCUGCGGCUGCGAGGGACCCUGGCCCUGGUGACAGGUCCCUUCUCCUGGGGGGGGGAGGCAGGCAGGAGUUCAACAGGGGCAGCGGGAGGGGGGUCUUUGGGGAUGGGGUCUGCCAAUGGGGAAAGGCAGCGUAUUUCAGCCAUCAGUUCAACAGGUCGAGCUCAUGCCUUGGCUGCCUUUCUCUCCGCCCCCUCCAUCUACCCACAACAACCUGCCAGGAGUGACCUGCUCCCACGGUCCAGCUUCCAGGCCCCAGCCCCACAAGCACGGUUGAUGAGGGAGAGCAAAGGGGGUGGCUCUACCUGUUGGAUUUCCGCCCCUCGGGUCCUCCCAGGAGCCCUGAACUUUCAGCCGUCAGCUCAAGCCGUUUGGCGGUGACAAGCCCUGAAUGUAACUUUUUUAUUUAAAAGAACUGCACCCGUUCCAUUUCCGCCUGACGUGGAGCAGUUAAAGGCAGAGGGGCUGCUGGGGAAGAAGCCCGUCCGGGGAGGGUGACGCAGGCUCCUCUUCCUUCUUCCUCAGGGGGCGGCAGCGGCAUCGGCCGUGCCAUCUGCGCCCGCUUUGCCCGCGAAGGGGCCCAAGUGGCCAUAGCGGACUGCGAUGAGGCCGGUGCAGCCCAGACGCUUCAGGGGCUCCAGGCGGGCGACCACCAGGCCCUGCGCGUCGACGUGGGGUGCGCCAAGAGCGUGGCCGACCUCGUGGCCCAGAUCCAGGUGGGCAUCCGCGGGGGGGGUGGACUAGAUGAGCCCUGGGGGUCCCUGCUCUGCAGUCCCCUGGCUCUAACUCUGCCAAGCCUUGCCCUGAGUCAGCAUUCGUCCUCGGCACCCUGUGCGUUUAUUGGCUGCCUUCGUAUCCUGCCUUCAUUCUCCUCCGCUCCCGUUCCCUCCUCACCAGAGCCCUGUUAGGUAGGCCAGCCUAAGGUCCUUCAGGGAGCUUACCAUGGAAUUGCAGGGUCAGGAGGGACCCCGGGGGGUCAUCCAUCCCAACCCCCUCUGUUGCGAUGUUGAGGCCCGAAUCCUUUUUACCUCCUGGGGUCGCGGCGGAGGUUUUGGUGCUGAUUUCCUCCCUCUGGCCUCCAGGCCCGCUUCUCCCGCCCGGCCAACGUCUGCGUCAACUGCGCCGGCAUCACCAUGGACGAGUUCCUGCUGAAGCAGACGGAGGAGGCCUUUGAUGCCGUCCUCAGGGUCAACCUCAAGGUACUUGGCCGGCAAGGGAGGCGUCCCCGGGAGGCCCCUCCCUUGGUUUCCAGGCCCUUGAUCGCCUUGCUUAUAGGCUCAUAAAGGAACCCAGUGGUCAUCCAUCCCAACCCCGUCCUGCUCAGUCUCUUCCUUCUCUGCAGGGGACCUUCCUGGUGACGCAGGCCGUGGCGAAGGCGCUGGUGGCAAGCGGGGCUUCGGGGGGCUCCAUCAUCAACCUGGGGAGCAUCGUGGGCAAGGUGCAGUGACCCCCCCCUCCUAAUGACCUCCUUGCCCUCUGCCUCCCACUGCCAUUAAUUCAAUGCAAAAUCCAUUUCCCAACUCCUGUACGCUGCAAGUGUCUGGCCUGAUGGGGACCUGCCUAAGCUAGGUGGCUUUCAGGCAAAAUUUCUACGAUCUCUGCUGCGAGUACCCAGCUGUGUCCCCAACUCCAUACUUCUGUGGGAAGCUGGCGAAUGCCCAAUUUCAACUUCCCUGAAACAUUGGCUCAGGAUUCCAGUGUUUGAUCUAGGGAAGGGUUUGUACCAACACCUGACCAAUGAGGAGUUUGUCAGCAAAUGGCAGAAAACCAUGGAUAGAAAAGCCCCUUCUAUUGGUCUGUCUCCCCCCCAACUGUAUGAAGGCGCCCAAAAGAUGUUAAAGCAAAGAUUAUGGGAUAAUGCACACAGUGACUUGCGAUCUCGAUCACACGCAGCCUGUAGUCCUCUGGCAGUAGGAGUACAAUAUGGGUAUGUCUUUAAGUUAACACCUUACAUUAAAAACCUGACAGUACCAAACUAUCGAAGGCUUUUCACCAAAGCCAGACUAAACGUCUUUCCUUCUGCAGUGCUGGAUGGUAGGUUGAGAGGAGUUCCCUACCAGGACAGACUUUGCUCGUGUGCUCAAGACAUCGAUUCCAUAAAACAUAUUUUGCUGCACUGUGCGAAAUAUGAGCAAGCCAGGGCUGAACUGAUAUUACCUUUGCUGGUACCUUUCCCGGGAAAAUCAGAGGCUCACUAUGUCAGGUUCCUAUUGGAAGACCGGACAAAUGCUAGAACAUUAGCAGUGGCGAAGUUUUUAUCAGUGGUUGCAAGAACCAAUGAUCCCUAUAUUCUGAACAAAAUGCUUGUUUAACCUGGAGGUAGGCUGUCUGAACUGUGCAUUGCUUUGUAAUGAUUUGUUGGGUCUCUGGACCGUAAUAAAGAUUGAUUGAUUGAUUGAUUGAUUGAUUGAUUGAUAAUUCAGUCCCUGUGCCUCCCCCCUUCUUCUCUUCUUCCUGCUCAGGUGGGGAAUCUGGGACAGGUGAACUAUUCAGCCUCCAAGGCUGGGGUAGAGGCCCUCUCCAAGACGGCAGCAAAGGAGCUGGCCAGGUAAGGCAGGCUGGGGGGCAGAGGAAGAGCUGGGGGGAGGGAAGGAGCCCCCAUCCGCCUGCCCUCCUUCCCUGGGCAGCCGUCCUCUGGGGGUUCCUGCGUUGCAGGAAUGGGCAGCCCCUCCUCAUUCCACCCCCACGACGACCCUGCGAGAUCGUCUGCGCCGAAUAGUCCGCAGCCAGCGAGCGUUGAGGAUUUGAACCCUGCCCUGUCCCGGGUCUAACCACUAGGCGGUGCUUCCUCUGCUUGUCGCUCUGCAGGUACGGGAUCCGCUGCAACACGGUUCUGCCAGGGUUCAUCCGCUCCCCCAUGACAGACAAGGUCCCCCAGAAAGUGCUGGACAAGGUGGGUGUUUUGGGGGGGCUGAGGUCAGGCCCCACCCCGGCUGGCACCCGCCCCGAUCCCUCCCUGACCCCUGUCCCUUCUUCUCCCCAGUUUGCCGCCAUGGUGCCACUGGGACGCCUCGGGGAGCCCGAAGGUCAGGUGACACAGUCCAGCAGUAGAUUUGCGCUUCCUUUGAAGGGAGGGGAGGGUGCCUCUGAGCGCCUGCAGAGCGCCCUCCCUCCUCCCGCUGGGCGGGGAGUGCCCAGACGUCAUAGAACGCAGGAAUCGUGUUGUUGGAAGGGACCCCAACCGAAAAAUGCGAAAAAUAUCUGGGGGGUUUUAGCGAUGCCUCUCAGCUGCUGCCUGUCAGGGAUUUCUUACUGUGUUUUUAUGUUGUGAACCACAUGAAGGGCAGUACAGGAUGCAAGUUUAAUUAAUAAUAAUAAUAUUUUUCCCCUUGAGCUAUGGCCCUGCCCCCUAAUGUGGGGAAUAAUAAUAAUAAGAAGAAGAAGAAGAGGUUUUCUUUUCUUUUUAAAUUUUUUUUUACCAACACAACACAAAACACAAACAGUGGAAACCCCUCGGGCAGCUGAUAUAUUGGGUAUACAUAAUCAAUAAUAACAUAUUCAAAUCAACCAUAUGUACAAUUCUAUAUACCUUGACACUCCUCCCUCCACAAGGUUUAUUUAACUUUUAACAUUUUAAUUGCCCCAAAUUGCUCAGACCUACCCAAAUAAUUCAAUACCUUCUCAAACCAAUCCUCCUCUUUCUCACUGACCUUAAGCCCUUUCGUUUUAUGUAUCUUCACAGUUAGAUACUGUAUUCUAAAAUUACAAUAUUAUUCAGUUUUUUCCUCCAUUGGUUCACCCCUUCCUCUUCUGCAUUUUUCCAAUUACUCACUAUAACCUGUCUGGCUGCAGUUGCCAUCAAUUUUACCCAUCUGCAUUCCUCUUUUGUUUCUAACUCGGUGCUACUCGGGAUAAUAAGAGCCAUUAAUUUAGAUAUUUCCUCCUUCCUACACACAAUUCCCAAUAUUUCUAUACCAAUAAUAUAGCCUAAGGGAGUUUGGGGGAGGAAUGUAGCUUUGCCGCAAUUCCUACCUUGCAGGGGGUUGGGCUGGAUGACCUCAGGGGGACCCUUUCCAGCUGUACAAUGCUGUAGAGAUUGUACAGGAAAUAAUAAUAAUAAUGCUAUGAGAAGGUCCCUGGCUCCGGCCUCACCAGCAGCUGGGGAAAGACCCGUCGUUGCUUCCGGCCAGUGCCGACAAGACUGGCUUCACUGGCCUAAAUCUCUGAGGCUGCGGAAGAGAAAGGGGCAGGUUUCUUUACCUGGGAGGGGGCUGGCGGCGUCUGGGGGGCUGCAGGCGUUGGGGGGAGGGGGCUUCACUGUCUCCUCCAUCUCCCGCCAGAUGUUGCCGAGGUUUGUGCUUUCCUGGCCUCCGACGACAGCCGCUACAUCACCGGCGCCAGCCUGGAGGUGACCGGUAAGUGGGGUGAAGGGGGGUUGAUUUGGGGACCCUUUGGGGUGGGGGGCUCCCCUUGGAUGCCGGCGCUGGUGGUGGGGAGCAGUGAGAAGGGACCCCAAAAGGUCUCCCGUAUUUGUGAUAACUUGGAUCUUUCCACGUGGACUUCGGAACUCCCUGCCACUUGAAAGGCCAGGCGCCUUCGCCGCACUCCUUCCAGCGCCCGCAGAAAACAUUUCCAUUUUAGACAACCCUACCCACCCAAAGGAAAAAACACAGAAUGUUUGUUCUUUAAAGAGUUUGCAUAGCUGUUUCCCACCCUGUAUAAAUUUCAUGAGAUAAAUUCUCCCGUCAGACAUGUAGAAUAGCUGGUGCAUGUUUGGAUGUCCCUUUGUAGCUCAUGGUUUUUAUCAUCUGAACGUUUUUGCAGAGAGUUUGAUUGUUUUAUCCCCUCUGCGAAUGCGUGUAAAGGUUAUGGAACAAAAUUAAGUGAAAUAUUAUUAUUAUAUUUUAUUUUAUUUUUUAAUACCCUGCUUAUCUGAAUGGGUUACCCUGGGCAGCUUCCAACCAUCUCCACAGGGUCAGCCGCUGACCCCUUUUCUUUCUCUUCCUCCAGGGGGUCUUUUCAUCUGAUUCCUUUUCCUGCCUCUGGAGAAACCCGCCCCCCACCCACAAGGAAACCACACUCCCUGAUGCCCCCCCAUUUUCAAAGGAAGGACUUGGGGGGCAGGUUCCUCCUUCACUGCGGAGACGGCCCUGUCUUGGAGAAGCUCCCAGCUAACAUCUUUGAAUGCAAGAUUUGGGGAGGGGGCUUAGAGGCAGGGGGACCUCCCCCCAGAAGAGAGGGGGGGUCUUUUGCACAAGGAGCGAGGCUAAGAUCUCGCCAGACGGAGACCCCAGACUUCCACUCCAAGGAUUUCUGUGCCUUGUUUUGGGAUAUAUAUAUCGCUCAGUUAAAUCAACGGCUUCUACAAAUGCUCAGGCGAUCAAAGUACCUCUCUGAGAAACGCUUUAAUGCUGUGAGCCACCUUGAAAUAGGGAAAAUUAAGGGAAAUGCAGAAAUUGUUGCUUGAGGACUGCGGGAAGAGACACUUUAUCACCCUGAACAAACACCGGCAGGGUUACAUAGCCUCAAAUAUAUGUGAAUGGGAACAAGAUAUAUAAGAGUCGUUUUACAAUCGACUCUCUCCCAUGUAUUCUGCCAAGUUGUCCCCCCACCCACCCAGGAAAUAUCCCUGGGGGUGACUCUUCUUGCAGCAGAUAUGAUCUUACAUCCACGAAAACGUCUUCCAUAAUAUGAUGGUCUGAUUCUGUGACAAUAAAUAUGCUGAGUCUGCUCAGUUUUCUUAUACAUUUAUUGCGUUUAUCAGCUCAGGGGGGGUAUAUCUGGUUAUCCUGUGGCGCAUGCCCCCCAAUUUAAUCCUCACCCCAACCCUGCAAGGACUGGCCCGGUCACCCAGCUUCAUGGAGGCUUGCGUUUGUGUAAGAAGCGCCCCAGGAAAUCGCACACCCACAAACACACACACUCACCUCCCCCAGCCUGGAGUGGUCCCGUCCAGCACGAUCUGUACCACGUGAGCCGUUGGGGUCUCACAACACAACACCCCCCCCAAAAUGUAAGCAGCCCUUCGUCUCAAAGCACCCAGGCUCAACUUUAGAACCUGAGGGACUAGUGUGCCUUUAUCAUGUGCAGAGUGCCUUUCCUACAGCGGCUGCAAUGAUCCUCUUUUAACGUCCGGGUUUGCCCUUCUCGUAGGCAGCGGGGGGUGCAGUUGUGAUCCCGGACGCCUGGGUCCCCUUUUGCCUGCUAAUCCCGGAGUGGGGGGGAGGGAUAUGGGUGGCUGCCCAGUUGUGAGCCUGCACUAAUGAAUGUUUGCCCAAGGGAUUAUUGGGGUGUUCUGGGAAGGCGGCCCUGAUUCCUCUGGGGGAGAAAGAGGAUUAGCCGCUGAGCGGGUUGGGGGCCCCUGUCUGCACCCCCUGACCCAAAAGCGGCCCUGCUGGGCCUUCCCACCCUGUCCAGGGAAGGAAGGGUCAGCGGACAAUGGGGAGGAGACCCAGCAGACCCUUCUCAUGCCUGGGAAACCUUUUUCAAUGCAGUUUCUGGCCCACAAACCCCCACCAGAGGUGCGCAUGAAACACCCAUGCGCAGAGGAACUAGGAAGUGCCUUCUUUGGGGAGUCCCAAAGGACUUCCGGUAGACUGCCUCUGGACUUGGAGGUUCUAGAAAAAACCGCAAGCGGGAUUCGAACGCGACCCCUCUCCCCUCCUAUGGGGUCCGGCAGCUGGGAUUCAGGGCCGAACCAUCCUGCCUAGCAGCCAUCUUCCUCCCUGAAUUUGUCUCAUCCUCUUCACUGCCUCUUGUGGCAGGGAGUUCCAAAGUUUAAAAGCAAGUCCUUCCUUUUCAUCUGUCCCGAAUCUUCAUGGGAUGGGCCCGAGUUCGAGUGUUACGAAAGAGGGAGAACAUCUCUGUCUGCCUUCUCCUUGCCAUGCACAGUUUCACAAAAUUCUAUCGUGUCUCCUGUUUCCUUGCCUUUUCUCUUAAGCUAAAAAGCCGCCCCCCAAAAAACAUUUAUUCUUCAAAGGGAAGUCACUCUUUUCCAAACACUUUUUCCAGCUCUACAAUAUCCUUCUGAAGAUGGGGCAACCAGAACUGCACCUUGGGCUGAUUAAUAUUCUGUUAUUUUUUUAUUCUGAAUAAAUUUCACUAGGUUUUAUGGAGAACAAAACAAAAGUUAAUACUGUACAUAUUUUUCCUUUUUUGGGGGGUGUUUCCAAACCAAUACUUUGAAUAUUCUACAGCCUUUGAGAUAUGUGUUAUUGUUUCAAUUUUCCUCGUGUUUAUUUUGCGCUUUUAUCCUGAAUUUUUAUCUUUCAAACCUUCCUGAGAUCUUUGGACAAAGGGCGGUAUAUCAAUUUAAUACAUAAGAAUAUAACGUAUAUGUAUCAUUAUGUAAAGAUUUCAUAUAUGUGUUGCAACAUUAAUAAUAAAUAAAUGAAUAAAUGG
This is a messenger RNA of Podarcis lilfordi (Lilford's wall lizard), 7383 nucleotides long. Lineage: Eukaryota; Metazoa; Chordata; Lepidosauria; Squamata; Lacertidae. The record is from the annotation of a GenBank genome assembly.